Molecule: messenger RNA, 2213 nt
Organism: Erpetoichthys calabaricus (reedfish)
Lineage: Eukaryota; Metazoa; Chordata; Cladistia; Polypteriformes; Polypteridae
Gene: cpne3
Product: copine III
Exons: 17
Coding region: 134-1732 (532 amino acids)
Biological process (GO): ERBB2 signaling pathway; cellular response to calcium ion
Cellular component (GO): plasma membrane
Molecular function (GO): receptor tyrosine kinase binding; calcium-dependent phospholipid binding
Source: RefSeq, a predicted model, not a curated record
CUGUCCUGCCGCAGGUGGCGCUGCGGUAGUAAUGACGUCUUAAUGGCUUUUCCUUAAUUCUGUGCGUGCCACUUUACAAAGUCUACCAGGAAAGAAGAACGAAAGAAACAAAUAAACACCUUUUCAGUCCAAAAUGGCGGCACAGUGUGUCACUAAAGUGGAACUCACAGUCUCUUGUGAGAACCUUCUGGAUAAGGAUGUUGGCUCCAAGUCUGACCCUUUGUGUGUACUUCUUAUGAACACUACAGGAGCACAAUGGUUUGAGGUGGGGCGUACAGAAAGGGUGAAAAACUGCCUCAGUCCAAAGUUUGCCAAAAAGUUUUCAAUUGAUUAUUAUUUUGAGGUUGUACAAAAAAUGAAAUUUGCCGUUUAUGAUAUCGACAAUAAGACCGUCGACCUCGGAGAUGAUGACUUUCUUGGAGAAUUUGAGUGCACGUUGGGCCAGAUUGUGUCAAGCAAGAAAAUAACAAGACCACUUCUUCUGAAAAAUAAGAAGCCUGCAGGAAAAGGAACAAUCAUGAUUUCUGCUGAAGAGGUAAAGGACAACCGUGUAGUGAAAUUUGAGAUGGAGGCCAGAAAUCUUGAUAAAAAGGAUUUCUUUGGUAAAUCAGACCCGUACCUGGAGUUCUACAAGCAAACAGAAACCGGAUGGCAGCUGGCACAUAGAACAGAGGUCAUCAAGAACAAUUUAAACCCUGUGUGGAAGCCAUUUAAAAUAAAUUUUCAGUCUCUCUGCGGUGAUGACAUGGAGAAACCAAUCAAGGUGGAGUGUUAUGACUAUGACAACGAUGGCUCACAUGAUUUUAUUGGCACCUUCGAAACGAAAAUGAAGGAGCUUCAACAAGCAUCGCGCACUUCACCUGUCGAGUUUGACUGUGUUAAUCCAAAGAAGAAGCAGAAGAAAAAAAAUUACAAGAACUCUGGAGUAGUAAGCGUAAAAUUUUGUCAGGUAGAGAGAGAAUACUCAUUCUUGGACUACAUCAUGGGUGGCUGCCAGAUGAAUUUUACUGUUGGUAUUGAUUUUACUGGAUCCAACGGAGACCCCCGCUCUCCAGAAUCUCUCCACUACAUUAAUCCUCAAGGAGUUAAUGAAUACCUUAUGGCCAUUUGGUCUGUUGGCGUUGUUAUCCAAGAUUAUGAUAGUGACAAAAUGUUUCCAGCACUAGGAUUUGGAGCGCAGGUUCCACCAGAUUGGCGGGUUUCACAUGAAUUUGCCAUAAACUUCAAUCCUUCCAACCCUUACUGUGCUGGUAUACAAGGAAUAGUGGAUGCCUACCGAAGCUGCCUUCCUCAAGUCAAGCUGUAUGGGCCCACCAAUUUCUCUCCAAUUAUAAACCACGUUGCCAGGUUUGCUGCACAGGCUGCUCAGCAGAAAAAUGCAUCUCAAUAUUUCGUCCUGCUGAUCAUCACAGAUGGAGUAAUUACAGAUUUGGAUGAUACCCGAGCAGCAAUUGUAAAUGCUUCAAGGCUUCCAAUGUCCAUCAUAAUUGUGGGAGUUGGUGGAGCCGACUUCAGUGCUAUGGAGUUCCUGGAUGGAGAUGAUGGAUGUUUAAGAUCACCAACGGGUGCACCAGCUGUCCGGGACAUUGUACAGUUUGUGCCUUUUCGUAAAUUUCAAAACGCUCCUAAGGAAACACUUGCCCAGUGUGUUUUGGCAGAGUUGCCUCAGCAAGUAAUGUCCUUCUUCAACUCAUUUAAACUGAAGCCUCCCAAUGAUCCUUAUCCACAAUAACAUGCCCCAAAAGAAGCCCUGGCUCAGUGUGUCCUGGCCGAAGUCCCUUCUCAAGUGACAACGUUCUUCAACUCCUUUAAUAUUCCGCCACCCAACAGCACGACUCCUGCUGCGAGUUCAUGAGACACUGGAAUGCCGAUGAAGAAGAAGUCACCUGCAGCCCCUUUGUGACGGACAACUGGUCACCUUUUGGUGCUGUAAAUUGAUAAUUGAUAGGUCUGUUUAUGUUAUUGUGCCAAAUAAUUGCUUUUUUAGAUAUUUUUUUUAAUGGAAGUUCACUGGAAGCCCCACUCUUUACUCCCACAGCAUGUGCGUUUAGUCAGUGAUCAUUCAUUUCAUUUUCUUUCUCAUUGACAAAAGUUGUACAAUCUCGGACUGUUGCAUUAUCCAGAAAAUGAAUUUAUUGGCAUAUCUUACUAUACGCGACUGCACAAAAUUAUCGAUACAUGUCUUAUUAUUAAAUGGAACGAGUUAAAUGGGA